Messenger RNA from Gloeophyllum trabeum ATCC 11539, 2623 nucleotides. RefSeq names its product amidase. The transcript has 12 exons. Lineage: Eukaryota; Fungi; Basidiomycota; Agaricomycetes; Gloeophyllales; Gloeophyllaceae. The coding region runs from base 109 to 1845 and encodes 578 amino acids. The record is from RefSeq and is a predicted model, not a curated record.
GAAACUGAAUCCGGACCUACAACGCAUGCCAAACGUGCGGAAGACAACCACGUCAUUUCCUGGUCAUUUCUGAAGUAAAACACAGUCAGAUCUGCGAUUACCGUCGAGAUGGCUUCGGAUUCCGUGACCCCCGCCGCUCCCGAUUGGCGGGCCCGGUGCAAAGCUAAGAAGCAGCAACAACAGGAGGCCAUUCCACGCGCAUGGCUCAUUGAAACGCCCCCCGACGACGUCCUGAAUGUUCUGGACGUCCCAUACAAGUGCGGGCUGCUAACGCCGCGCGAGAUUGAGAUCACUGACACCACCGACGUCGGCGCUCUCCUGAGCAAGCUGGCCUCCGGCCAAUGGUCCUCCGUCGAAGUGACCACCGCAUUCUACAAGCGGGCCAUCAUCGCACAGCAACUUACCAACUGUCUAACGGAAAUAUUCGUCGAGCGAGCGCUGCAGCGUGCACAGGAAGUCGAUGACCACCUCAAAGUCACCGGCAAAGUCAUGGGGCCCCUCCAUGGCCUCCCCAUCUCCCUCAAAGACCAGUUCAAGAUCAAAGGCCUAGAAACGACCAUGGGCUAUGCCUCAUGGAUUGGUAAAUAUGCCGACUCGGACUCGGUCCUUACGCAGAUCCUAUACGAGUGUGGCGCCGUUCCGUUCGUCCGAACUAACGUCUGCCAGACUUUGAAUUGGGGCGAGACAUUCAAUCACGUCUUCGGGCGGACGACAAAUCCAUGGAACCGCUACCUGACCUGCGGCGGCUCUUCCGGUGGCGAGGGUGCACUCGUCGCCAUGAAAGGGAGUCCUCUCGGUAUUGGUACAGACAUCGGGGGCUCAGUCCGGAUACCCAGCGCGUUCUGUGGCUUGUACACCCUCCGCCCCUCGUACGAGCGUCUGCCGUACGCGGGGGCGGUGAACUCGCAGGAAGGCCAGGAAUCCAUUUCGUCUGUCCCAGGGCCCAUGACCAACGCGGUGUCCGGUGUGAAACUCUUCAUGAAGGCGGUACUCGAUUCUAAGCCGUGGAAUAAGGACCCGCUGGCUGUCCGCAAAGAAUGGUCAGACAAGGAGUAUGCCCUCAGCGAACAUGGUGGAGGGGGACAGCUUUCUUUUGCUAUCAUGUGGGACAACGGCCUGUUGAAACCUCACCCUCCGCUCUGGCGUGCCAUGCGGAUGUGCAAGGCUGCGCUUGAGGAUGCUGGACAUAAAGUCAUCGACUGGCAGCCAUACCAGAUGUUGGAGAUAUUCAGAAACGCGGAGAGCAUAUACGCCGCAGACGGGGGGCAUGACUUCCACGUUGUAUGUGAGGAGUCGGGCGAGCCCGUUAUUCAAACCAUGAGCCCCGACACCAACAAGCACGAUCUAGCGCUAGACGAGCCGCUCGUGCAGACCGUCCUCGGCCCCGAGAAGAAGAUGCUGACGGCUUGGGAGCUGUGGCAACUGCACAAGGAGAAGAGGUCGCUACGGAAGGCGCAGCUGGACCACUGGCAAGCUACUGCAAACCAAACUGGUACUGGCAGACCCGUGGACGCCAUAAUAUCGCCGGCAGCUCCCUACGUUGCACCCCCUCACGGCCUAAACAACGACUAUUUUUAUACGACCUUCUGUAAUGCGAUGGACUACGCUACGUCUGUUGUCCCUGUGACUUUCGUCGACGAGGAGCUGGACAGACCUGUUCCCCCUCACGAAUUCUACAAUCACCAUGACGAAGCCAACUAUAAGUUGUAUGACCCAAAGCUCUUCCACGGUGCUCCCGUUGGACUGCAACUGAUUGGCCGGACCUUGGAGGAGGAGGCCGUCAUUGCCAUGACAGAAAUAUUGGAUAACGCACUAGGGAAGUACAGAGCGGCAGCACGGGAAUAGUCAUACAAUUUAUAGAGAAAGAAGUGAAGCAGUUGUAUGAGUACAGCAUAAACCAAUAAGUGCAAUUGAUGAAAUGAAUACCAGUGGUACAGUCCUGCGGUGGCUAUGUAAUAGAACACUGCGUACCCUCUCUACUUACGGAAUCUAUCAAGAAGGUCCUCCACUUUCGCUUUCCUUCGACGUUGUUCAGAAACUAUGAAGCUCUGCGGGAACCACUCAGAAAGGCAAGUUUCCUUCUCAACGCCCAGCACCAUAUAUGCGAGGCCCUUCCCACUCAUCCAAGCAUGAGGCAUACCUUCACCACUAUAACCAGCGGAUAUCCAUUCGGAGGGGACAGAGGUAAGUCGACUUUUGUCAGGCAACGGGAGAGGACGACGCCGGCCUGUCGAUCUGGGAGGGAGACGCCCCACCCAAGGCCUCCCGUCGACGGAGAUACCCAGAAUACCCGUCCAGAACGCUUUCAUUCUACCUUGGGGCCAGUCCACUUCAUCGCGAUCGGAUGAUUUGGAUGGAACGGCUUCUGCGCCCCAGUUCGAUGGGCCGAAGUAGAGCGGCAGCGCGCCUCCGAGGUUGUUUGUAAUGCCCCAAUUUAAUGACCCGUCGUCCAUGUCUGCUAUCUCUGACAGACCAUUCUUAUUAGCCUGUGCAAAGCCCCCACCAAACAUCAGUUCGUGUUCUCCGUCCGGUAGCUGGGUAAGAUAGUCAUAUCCUUGGUCCCGAUAGAAGAUGUGUGCGCGGUACCCAUCUCGGGUGGACCGAGCGAGAGACUGCCCUGGCC